This is a messenger RNA of Theobroma cacao (cacao), 2453 nucleotides long. The record is from RefSeq and is a predicted model, not a curated record. NCBI's taxonomy places the organism in Eukaryota, Viridiplantae, Streptophyta, Magnoliopsida, Malvales, Malvaceae.
UAAUAACCAUCACACGGCGGGAAAAUUUCAUAAUGAACACCGGCGUCGUUUUUGGUCUACUAGAUCUCCCUUGCGGCCUUUUUCUUCAUUAGCGUCCCAGCUGAUUUACCUUUUCUGCAACCUAAAAAAAGAAAAAAGAAAAGCAAAAAACCUCAAAAUCACCAUGGAAGAAGAACGGCCAGACCCAAAUCUCCCAGCCAAAACCCUGGACCACGAUGCCGACUUACAGAAAAAGCACCAAGCCAUGCUCGAUCGCCUCUCCACUCGCCACCACGCUCGUUUAGACAACUCACUCGCUCGCCGAUCCGACUCAACCAACUCGUCCGAGGCCACGUCCUCUUUCCUCUCCCGCUUCUCCGAAUCCAAGCAAUCCAUCGACUCCCAACUCGCCGACUCCCGUCUCAUUGCUCAAUCCGAUCCAUCUCGCCUCAAAACUCAUUUCGCCAAUAUCUCUUCGUCCAUCUCGGACCUCGAAAAACUCGUCGCGGAGACCUCGUACUUCCUUCCUUCUUAUGAAGUCCGCUCUUCUCUCAAAACCAUCUCCGAUUUGAAGCAAAAUCUCGAGAUUUUAAACUCCGAAUUGAUCCCCAAAAGGAAAUUCUCCUUCAAAAACAAAGCCACAGCAAAAAAGGAACUCCCCAAAGAACCUGAACCCGAACCCGUAAAAUCUGACGCCGUUUCAGUAACCAAUUUCAAAAUCCCCAAUUCCCCAGGGUUUAGAAAUAAAACAAACAAAACCCUAAUUCAGAAGUUCAAGGGAACGGAAGUUGGAGAAUUUACGCUAUCCAAUCUGGAUUCCUGCGAAGUGAGAUUAAUUGGCUGCUGCAAUGCGGUUUUUAUGAACAGAUUGAAGGAUUGCAAGGUUUAUUUGGGGCCGGUAAUUGGGUCGAUUUUGAUAGAGGAAGUGGAAGGGUGUGUCUUUGUAUUGGCUUCGCAUCAGAUAAGGAUUCAUUUGGCGAAAAGGAGUGAUUUCUAUUUGAGACUGAGGAGUAGGCCUAUAAUUGAGGACAGCAAUGUUGUGAGAUUUGCCCCGUAUUGUUUGGAUUAUGAAGGGAUUGAGAUGGACUUAGAGAAGGCAGGGUUGAGUGAGGAGACAGGAAAUUGGGGGAAUGUGGAUGAUUUUAAGUGGUUGAGAGCUGUGCAGUCACCGAAUUGGUGUGUUUUACCGGGGAAUGAGAGGGUUGGGAAGGUUCGGGUUGAGGAUUUUGAGAGCGGAAAUGAAGGUAGUUGAAGCUUGUUUUUGUAAUAAAAGUGUGCGAAUUAGUUGAGUUGUUUUGAGUUCUGGUCACGUUUGGAAUUUAUGUUUGCUAUCAUUUUUUGAAAUGGAAUUGGAAAUGAAGUGGCAAAGGAUCAUUUUUAUGAAGCUGUUUACGUGUUUCUUCCUAUUUUCAGUUGCUGAUUACAGGCUUUUUGAUUAGAUUUGUUAGACUUAUGGCAAAUGAAAUAUGGAAGUUAUUAAACUCAUGGCAAUCUUUAUGUUACCGCUUUCUGUAAUUCUGGUUACAUGUGUGCCGGCACUCAGAGUUAUUACUUGUAUGAUUAGGACUACUUGUGUAAGUCUUUUUGGAGGUCUGAAGAAUCUUGUUUACAUGUUUUUGCUUUAAACUCUACUAAAGGGUCAAAUAUAUUGCUUUACUGAACAUUAGCUGAGUGGUUGGUUUGUCCCUCAUUUUCUUUACAAUGUGCAAUAUAAAUAGCAGGAAUUUGGAGUUAGCAAUUUAAGGUAGAUGAGAUGGAUGAUGCAGUCAUAAACAUGAUGAUGGUUUUGGUUGUUGGAUUGAAGUGUACCUGCUUCUUUGGUUGUACAAAUGAUUUCUGGAGCUUGCUAUUGGAAUCUUAAGCAUCUGCUUGAAUGAAUGGGGUGUUUACGUAAAGAAUACUCUGAUUGAAAAUCUAUCACUUCGUUAAAUGAUCUUUGCCUAUGAUUUCUGCAUUCAUUAAUCAUGCAUGGAAUCUGUGUUAAUGGUGCUUGUAAGGUCAGCUAGAGUUGUUCCUAAAACACAUACUCCGAAGGCAAAGGUGACAGAAGUUUAAAAAGAUAAAAAAAGAAGAAUUCUGCCUCUGUAAGUGCAUCUACUCAUCCAGUGAAGGAAAGGAAAAAUCCACAUAUGUUUUCUCUGCCUUUACCAUUCUUGGAGUCUCAUAGCUCUGCUACUUUGAAUUUCCACCUCUAAAUCUCAGUAUAAUUGCAGAUCUCAGGUUUAUGCUCUGGCUUCUGAGAAAGGGAACUAUUUUAACAUUUGGAGCUUGUUCUACAUUUCUCUGCCUAUUAAUGAACUCGUGCUCAAGAAAAAGUCCGAUUCGUGGAAUUUGAAGUUGUGAAGGUGCUUUGAACAUUAGAACAAUUAACUACUUUAUUCUUAGUUUGAAGUUGUCCACAACUUUUCGUUUCUUAACUACUUUAUAUUAUGUAAACUUUGAUGAUUAAUUUGGCUUCUCAUACUCAAGAACUA